Messenger RNA from Saccharomyces mikatae IFO 1815, 579 nucleotides. It is a transcript of the gene RHO2, whose product is annotated as Rho family GTPase RHO2. The transcript has a single exon. NCBI's taxonomy places the organism in Eukaryota, Fungi, Ascomycota, Saccharomycetes, Saccharomycetales, Saccharomycetaceae. The coding region runs from base 1 to 579 and encodes 192 amino acids. Gene Ontology annotation, molecular function: GTPase activity; GTP binding. The record is from RefSeq and is a predicted model, not a curated record. Gene Ontology annotation, biological process: small GTPase-mediated signal transduction.
AUGUCUGAAAAGGCUGUUAGAAGGAAACUCGUUAUUAUUGGCGAUGGUGCUUGUGGAAAAACAUCUUUACUAUAUGUAUUUACAUUAGGCAAAUUUCCAGAACAAUAUCAUCCUACUGUAUUUGAAAAUUAUGUCACUGACUGCAGAGUAGACGGAAUAAAAGUGUCUUUAACUCUUUGGGAUACAGCAGGACAAGAGGAAUAUGAACGUCUGCGUCCAUUUUCAUAUUCAAAAGCAGAUAUAAUACUGAUCGGGUUUGCCGUAGAUAACUUUGAGUCACUAAUUAAUGCCAGAACAAAAUGGGCGGAUGAAGCCUUACGAUAUUGUCCCGACGCACCAAUUGUUCUUGUGGGUCUAAAGAAAGAUUUAAGACAAGAAGCCCACUUCAAAGAAGAUGCCGUAGACGAAAUGGUUCCCAUUGAUGACGCAAAACAAGUUGCAAGUGCCAUUGGUGCCAAAAAAUACAUGGAAUGUAGUGCACUGACUGGCGAGGGUGUCGACGAUGUUUUUGAAGUGGCUACAAGAACAAGUUUACUUAUGAAAAAAGAACCAGGGGCAAACUGUUGCAUAAUCUUAUAA